AUGCGGGGUGCCCGGGCUGCGGCGGCUCGCGCGGCAGAAGCCAAGAAGGCCAAGGCGGCAGUCCGCGCCCUGGAAGCAGAUGUCGGUCUAAACUGUUUCUUGACGCCCGGGCGGAAGCUGGCCGGCAAACUGCUGUCGAAUCGGAUCACAUCAGACUUCCAGCGACACGACGUGCUGCCGUCUGGAGAGGUGCUGCACUUGGGAUCCCUGGGCUGCCCGCCGGAGCAAGUCAGAGCGACAGAGCCAGAGGUGCAUCCAAGGAUUCAGCGGCAACGUCGCAGCUCUGAGACGAAUCGGCGCACGCACGACAAGGCCUGGGCCGCCGUCCUCUACUCGGAGGCCACCGAGGCGCCCGCGUCGCCGAGGCGGCGCCUGGCGCUGGCCCUGGGCGUUCCUGAGACCGCGUUGCGAUUGGGUCCGGGGCUCCACCUGCCUGGCGUCUCCGUGGAAGUGGUCCGCCUGCCACGAGGUCUUCCGGACUUGGAAGUCACUCCAGAGCUUCGAGCUGGGGUUCUGGGGAAGAAAGGCGAAACGCUUGCUUUGGGUCCUCCAGACCUGACGCAAAGUCUGGGCAUGACAGAUGUCGCGUGCCCGGCGCACCGCUACACCAUCGUGCUGCGGAACCUGAGCGAACAGAAGGUCGCCGAGGGCAGCUACGACGAGCGCUUGGAGGAGAUACAACAGAAAGGCUUCGCCAACUUUUUCGAGCUGUCGUCCUUUGGCUUAGCAGAGGUCCGACGGUACCAUGGCAGCAAGCAGACGACCCGUUUCUGUGAUGUGGGGCUUGUGACCCUCCUACGCAAACCAGACCCUUGCUUGGCUCCGAGUGAGACAAUCGCCAUUUGA
Symbiodinium sp. CCMP2456 is the source of this 846-nucleotide messenger RNA. NCBI's taxonomy places the organism in Eukaryota, Dinophyceae, Suessiales, Symbiodiniaceae. The record is from the annotation of a GenBank genome assembly.